Acanthamoeba castellanii str. Neff is the source of this 1857-nucleotide messenger RNA. Its product is annotated as protein kinase domain containing protein. The record is from RefSeq and is a predicted model, not a curated record. Lineage: Eukaryota; Discosea; Longamoebia; Acanthamoebidae. Gene Ontology annotation, biological process: protein phosphorylation. Gene Ontology annotation, molecular function: ATP binding; protein tyrosine kinase activity. The transcript has 13 exons. The coding region runs from base 1 to 1857 and encodes 618 amino acids.
AUGAUCGCGUUCGGUAGGCGCUACCUGCUGUCGUUCAUCCCCGUCGGUCUCUUUGCUCGUCUGAUGGUCCGCAUAUUGCAUGUUCCGAAGACGAGGUUGAUCGCGGCAUGGCGAACGGGCUUCGUGAUGGAGUUCAUCACCAGCACCAACAAGGGCGAUCACGAUCACACGGUGGACGGUGACUCUGCGACCCGCAACCCGUGCCUCGUCCGGGCCUUCUUCGAGCAGAAGUCCGAGCCGCAGAACGAGCUCGUGUUCUUCAUGCGGGGUCACAAGGACGAACUGAGCACCGACCUCUCUGCCGUCUCCUCUUCCUCUUCUUCGUCAUCUGCCUCCUCCAGCUCGCAGUCCACGGAAGGCGGCGUGGUGGCCCUCCUCGAGAAGCUGGUCUACAUCACCGACACCCUCUUCGCGGGCUUUGCCGGCCUCGAGACGCGGAAGCUCAUUCCCUAUUGGCUGUCGGAGGAGGACGAAGAAGGCCCGGCCGACAUUCCGUCGACUGUCGACAAGGAGGCGGGCACUACGGCCGCCGCCGCCGUUGACGAUGCAGCGGCGGCUGGCAAGGGGAAGCUCCGCUCGGCGUCGUCGUUGGACGGGUCGGAGAUGACGAUGCACUGCAUUCCCUAUAGCAAGGCCGUCAAGGCGGCCAUGAAGGGGCGCAAGGUGGUCAACUGCGACGGCCACCAGCUGCCGCUGGCUCUCAUCGCUCCCGACGUGGCCAUGGCCUCUGUUCGGACGGUAUUGCCGGAGGAGCUGACGGUCGCGUGCAAGAUCGGCGAGGGAGGCUUCGGCGCCGUGCUCAAGGGAUUCUGGCACGGCAAGGCGGUGGCCGUCAAACAGCUCCACGAGCGGACAGGACUGGAGAAAGAGGAGGAGGCCAAAUACAGGAUCAAGAAGUUCGACGAGUUCAAGCACGAGGCCUUCAUCAUGAGCUGCCUGGACCACCCCAACGUGGUGAGCCUCUAUGGCGUGCAGAUGAACCCUCUGGCAAUGGUGAUGGAGUACGCGCCCAAGGGCGACCUCCACCGCCUCCUCAACAGCCGCCAGAAGGGCACCGUUCGCUGCAACCACUCCACCCACAACCUUCCCCUCUCCCUCCGCAAACGUCGCCUCCUAUCUGGGUUCGGGCGAGAUGACACGGAGCACGAGCGCAUGCUGCCGCUGGUGAUGGGCGACCGUGUGGUGGUGGUCAGCGAGGACGAGGAGACCGGCUUGGCCCAGGUGGAGACUUCCUAUUGCGAGAAGGGCCUCUUCCCCAGCGCCUGCCUCAAGAAGGGAGACGAGCCGGUGCCGGACGACAAGAUCCCGUGGUCGCUGCGCUGGCGCAUAGCGCUCGACAUCGCCAAGGGCCUGUCGCACCUGCACUCCUUCCAGCCUCCGAUCGUCCAUCGCGACCUGCGCUCGCCCAACAUCUUCUUGGUGAGCAUGGACGUGACGGCACCGGUUCUGGCCAAGGUCGGCGACUUUGGGCUUGCGCGGCAUGUCAAUCCUAAGCUCUACGAAGCGCUUCGAACAUGGCAAUGGUUGGCUCCGGAGGUGCUCAACUUCGAGCAGCUCGAGUACGAUGAGCGAGCCGACAUCUACAGCUUCGCCAUCGUCCUGUGGGAGAUGGCCUCGCGCCAGACGCCUUUCCUCGACGAGUACUGGGAGCGGUUCCAGCGCAACGGCUACUUCCAGGAGAAGGACUGCCAGAGGGCGAUCAUCGAGGACAACCUCCGACCAACCAUCCCGGGCAACUGCCCGCCCGAGUUCGCUGAUCUCAUCCAAGACUGCUGGGACCCGAACCCGCAGAGACGACCACCUUUCAGGGCUGUGGUGAAGCAGAUCGAAGCUCUUCUCGACAGUAAGCGCUACUGA